AUGGCCCCCAAGCCCGCUUCCACCGCCGGCAAGGCUCCCUCGUCGCAGGCCGGCAAGGCGCCCGCCAAGGCCCCCGAGGCGGCCAAGAAGACGAGCAAGGCUGCCAAGCCCGCCGGCGACAAGAAGAAGCGCAACAAGGUCCGCAAGGAGACGUACAGCACCUACAUCUACCGCGUCCUCAAGCAGGUCCACCCCGACACGGGCAUCAGCAACAAGGCCAUGGCCAUCCUCAACUCGUUCGUGCAGGACAUCUUUGAGCGCAUCGCUGCCGAGGCCUCGAAGCUCGCGUCGUACAACAAGAAGUCGACGAUCUCGUCGCGCGAGAUCCAGACUGCCGUGCGCCUCAUCCUCCCCGGCGAGCUGAGCAAGCACGCCAUCUCCGAGGGCACCAAGUCGGUGACGAAGUUCAGCAGCAGCAAGUAA
Molecule: messenger RNA, 423 nt
Organism: Tilletiopsis washingtonensis
Lineage: Eukaryota; Fungi; Basidiomycota; Exobasidiomycetes; Entylomatales
Product: histone-fold-containing protein
Exons: 2
Coding region: 1-423 (140 amino acids)
Biological process (GO): nucleosome assembly
Cellular component (GO): nucleosome
Molecular function (GO): protein heterodimerization activity; structural constituent of chromatin; DNA binding
Source: RefSeq, a predicted model, not a curated record